This is a messenger RNA of Musa acuminata AAA Group (dessert banana), 2750 nucleotides long. RefSeq lists its product as uncharacterized. The coding region runs from base 1359 to 2597 and encodes 412 amino acids. The transcript is spliced from 2 exons. The record is from RefSeq and is a predicted model, not a curated record. Lineage: Eukaryota; Viridiplantae; Streptophyta; Magnoliopsida; Zingiberales; Musaceae.
AGGGAAUUGAAUGGCUGGUUUGAGUUAGGCUAUGCUUGAAGCUGCCAAAACAGCACCUUCACCUUGCCCUCUUGCAUGUUGCCAUGUGCCACCUUCUGACUGAUACCUUCUGACUGAUUCGGAGGCACGUGGGGCCAACACUUGGGACCACAACAGCAGCAAAUGUAGGACCACCCACCCAUACCAAGGGAGACAAAAGACUCAAGUGUGUUAGUGUUGCCUUAAAUGCCUAACAAUUACAACCAUUCAUUUGCUUGAUGGUUCACAUGUUGUGGUAUUCCAGUGUGCAUUGGUUGUCAAACUUAUGACAAGGGACCACCUUUUUGGCUCAUGUUUUGUUGACAAGGCCGAUCUCAAUCAGGUAACCUAACAUCACACAAUUGAGUUAAUGCCUGUAGUGACACUAAAUAUAUUUCAAUAGAUGAUGCCACAUAUGAAUCCUACAUGAAUUUAUAAGAGACUUACUGCACCCAUAUCAUAUGCCAAACAAUUUAUGGUAUCACCAGCAAAAUGAAAGAAUUCCUCUUUUUGAUCUAUACAAGGAAAAUGACAAAUAUAUAUAUAUAUAUAUAUAUAUAUAUAUAUAUAUAUAUCAAUUUUCCAUGAAUUUCCCAUUUUUCACAAUGAAGCAUGGCGGCCCAUAAAGUUGGUAAGAACAAAGAAAGUUGUAAGAAAAAAUGACAUCAUUUAAAUUUUCUCUCCAUGAACUGACUGAUCAAUGUAAAAUAAUCAUGGAAACUAACUCAUAAUAAGGACUAUCACAAUGAUAACAUGUACUGUAAGUUCAAAUAGAACCAUGCACAACUGUCAUUUGAGUUUAAACAUAUAUGAUUUUUUUGCUUUGAUCGACAAUGAGAAUAAACUAAUGGCCAUUAUGCUUUUCAUAUAGCAGUCAUUAGCUUAUUUCUGCUUUGUAUACAUAGUUAUCUUUGUAUACAUAUUUAUAUGUGUAUAGGUACAAAUACAAAAUGGCUGCCAUCAUAGAAACAGCGGUUGUUACAUUAAGCAAUCAUAAAAACUAAGUGCACCUGUUCUAAUUGAUAUAAACUUCACUAUUUUCUUAUGUGGGUCAGCUGCUAAGAACUUUCAAAAAGCUAAUGAUCGCACUCUCACUACCAAUACCAAAGAGACCAAAACAAGGAUUCUUAACCUCAUCAAACAUGGAAAAGUAUAAGAAAUCCUAGAAUGAUUUCUAUUAUUUAUAGCAAUACAUCAGGACAUGUAACCUGCUCUGUACUGUACGCCUCUGACCCAGGAAAGUGCCAUGAUGGUUCGCUAGUUUCACCUUAGCAGAGCCGAGACCUACAGAUGUGACCCACACUCCUUACAUUUUAAGAAUCCUGGAGAGAGUGAGAGAGAUGGGAAGGAACUCCAAUUCCAAGCAUAGCAACAGGAUCAUGGUGGUGGAAGAGCCCAUUUUACAACAUCCUCAACUCUCUGGUGCCUACAUCCGUAGUCUUGUCAAGCAGUUAAGGUCUUCAACAAACAAAGAUCCCAUGAAAUCAAAGUCUAGAGAUGGAGCAAGUGCAGGUAAAUUUUCCCAACACUCUGCUAAUGAUAGCGAAAGUCUUGGUGAAACUCAACAACAACAAUCACCACGUCCAAUGAAACCUUUGCUACCGAAGAAACAAGUGAGAAGAAGACUCCAUACGAGUAAGCCUUAUCAAGAAAGAUUACUUAAUAUGGCAGAGGCUCGGAGAGAGAUUGUAACUGCACUUAGACUUCAUCGAGCUACCAUGAAACAAGCAGAAGAGCAAGAACAACUGCAGCAACAUGAGCGACAACAGAAAAAUCAACCACCUUCUCCAACCCUGGAACUAUCCCCAGCAGUGUUACAAGAUCUAAAGCAGGAGCUGAAUGAUUGUAGGAGCAACUCUAGAAGGUAUCCACCUAACAACACCUUUCCUAACUAUGCUGAGAGCACCAAUUUGUCACCCCUUGCUUAUUCUUAUUUCUCUUGGAUUUAUCCACCAAUUACACCACUGUCUGUCUCCGAUAACCUCAACAUCCCUUUCCCUGACCAAUCAUUAGGCUUAAAUCUCAACUUUCAAAACUUCAACAACAAUGACAAUUUGUUUUGCAACAACCUCGACAUGAAAUCACCCAUCCAGCCAUCAUCACUACCAACUCCGUCUUGUUCAAAUUAUCUUACCAGUAUCAUGUCAAACACCAAAGUACCAUUUAUCUCUAAGGCAUACUGUCAGGCCUCUGGGGUUGCAUUGGACCCAACCUCAGCAUCAUUGCAUCCAAGGAUGGAUGAUGAUGAGAUCGCAGAGAUCCGUUCGAUCGGAGAACAACAUAACAUGGAGUGGAAUGACAUGAUGAAUUUGAUGACAUCAGCAUGGUGGAGUAUGUUCCUCAAAAACAUGGAGGGUGACCUAUGUGAGAGCGAAGAAGUAGCUGACGAGGGGUUUCAUAUGUUUGAUGAGGUUUUUAAUUUGCCAUAUUGGUUGCAUAGUGAAGGGGAUGCUCCGCAGUCUUGCCUCUUCCAACAACAUAUGAAUAGCUACUACAAUGAAGAGGACUACUUGUAUGAUGCUGCCUUGCCAUGCUUUGACAUUGGAGAAAUUUAUGGUCAGGAUGGAGAUCGGGUUUAGGAUUCAGGAUUCAGCAUUCAGCGAGACUUAUCAUUUUUAAUAAAGAAUAAUUCAUCAUAAAUAUAAUAUUCUUCUCUUCCAUCUUUUGUAUUCCAAUAAAAAGCAUGCCAAAAUGUAAUGGCGAAAGGGAAAAUUAAAUACUUUGACUUGUCA